Molecule: messenger RNA, 1489 nt
Organism: Acyrthosiphon pisum (pea aphid)
Lineage: Eukaryota; Metazoa; Arthropoda; Insecta; Hemiptera; Aphididae
Exons: 2
Coding region: 610-1035 (141 amino acids)
Molecular function (GO): DNA binding
Source: RefSeq, a predicted model, not a curated record
GCGCCUUCACUUGCGGUCGCUCAGUUCAUUGUAUCAUAUUGGUCAGUGCACACUAUCGUCAUUUUGACGCAAACACGUUUAUUUUACGUGUUUUUUUAAUACGUAAAUCGCGCAAAUGGCAGGAAAUCAAGAGGAUGUGGACAUUGAAUUAUUCAUUGGUGAGGUAAAAAACUAUCCUGAGAUAUGGAAUGUCGCUGUCGAAACUUACCAUGACAAGAAGAAAAAACGAGGUGCAUGGAUAAAUAUUUGCCGAGUGUUUUGUGACGGAUUUGAUGAGAAGGACGAUAGAGACAAAAAUGAAAUUUGCAAUAAAUUUAUACAAAAGUGGAAGAAUAUCAAGGACUCCUACACAAAAAGUGAAAAAAAAAAUUAAAAUCUGGACAGGCUGCUGAAAUAGGUAAACGGUAUGUUUAUGCUCGACAGUUAUCGUUUUUGCAAACUGCUGGUGCUACAACACAAACGCAGUGCAGUUUAGGUGGUGAACAAGAAGAAUUGAGUGAGUCUGAACAAACAACACCACAACAAAAAGAGUCUGAAACUCCUCCUACCUAUACCAAAAACUCAACCAAAAAACGUAAACAUGACUUCGAGACUUCUCUAAUUGAUUUUAUGAAUGCACCAAUUCCUUCUCAGAUUGUACCAGACAGAUCAUUUUUUGAAAGUAUCCUACCAUCUAUCAGUAAUUUCACUGAAGAUCAAAAGCUUGAAUUUCGUUGUGAAGUUUUGAAAAUCAUACAGCAGAUGAGGAAUCCACCAGCCACACAGAAUUAUGAAUAUUCUCCUAACGUUCCAUACUAUAAACCUACACAUGUAUCCGGUCCUUUGUAUCCUUCGCCUCACCAUUCCAAUUACUUAAUUCGUCAUCAAUUUCCCAUACAUUCUCAAACACGUCUAACUACUUCAUUGCCUCAACCACAAAGUCCGACUAUGCAUUUUAACACAAUAUCUCCAUCACCCUCGUCUUCCACAACUAUGGACAAUCAGGCAUAUAGCGAAGAAGACAGUAUUGACAUUUUUAGGGAUGGACCUUGUUAAUUAUUUGGGCUUGUUAAUCAUGUUUUGUGUUAAUUUUAAAAUUGUAUUCAAAUUUAUUAGUUUAUUACUAUUUUUUUUGUAUCUUGUUGUAUUAAUUGUCUAUUAAUAUACUAUCCAUCUUAAAAUAAAAAUUAAAAAGAGAAUUUUCAAAAUGUACUUAUCUCAGAGUAACAGCUAACAUUUCCAGUGGAGGUAUAGACAAUCUCAAAUGUGUAUCUGUUGACUUAAUCUUCAUCGAAAUUUUAACAGCAAGCUCGUCAAAAGAUUUUAUACUCAUUCGAAAGUAGUUAAAAAAUUUAUCCGGGCUUUCUCGUAAGUUUUCAAAAGACGUAUAAAAUAUACCUUUCGUAAGUCUGAAAUCAGUAAAUGGGUGUAUCCAAUAACGCCUUUUAUUUUUUAAAACAUAUUUUUUGUACACAAGGUACGCAAAAAUAAUAUGUUAUAAUACGUUUUC